Guillardia theta CCMP2712 is the source of this 747-nucleotide messenger RNA. RefSeq lists its product as hypothetical. The record is from RefSeq and is a predicted model, not a curated record. The annotation marks the transcript as partial. The transcript is spliced from 4 exons. NCBI's taxonomy places the organism in Eukaryota, Cryptophyceae, Pyrenomonadales, Geminigeraceae.
AUGGUGAAGAACGAGGAUGACUAUGAUCAGAAGAAGGACGACGAUGACGAUGACGACAAGGCCCUGGCACACAAGAAGGGAGACGACGAUGAUGAUGACGAUGAAUCGGAGGGAGAGAAGAAGACCGGGCGGCGGGAGCGCAGGGGGCGCGACAAGCGGAAGAGGGACAGGGACAAAAGGAAGAAGGAGGGGAAGAAAUCUUCAGACAGCAGCAGCAAGAAGAAGGGAGACGUGGUUGAUGACAACAUCCUCGACAAGUGCGACGACCCGCACGAGGUCAUGGAGGUCUACGGCUGGCCGAUGCCUCUCCCCGACGAUGCGGGGAGGAUCCGAGCGUACAACGUGAGCGCUGCUACCCAGGAGUUCUGGGAGACGUACGAGGAGUACUUCAAGCCUGUGACGGAGGAUGCGGUGAAGUCGCUGCUCAAGGAGCCAGACCCCGAGAGCGACACAAGCUUCACCAUCCCCAAGCUCGGCAUGCCCUGGGCCCAGAGGCCAGGGAAGGAUGACGUGGAGGUGAAGGAGGAGGCCAUGGACGUGGACGGCGGUGGGAGGGGGGGGAUGGCGGGGAGCGGGAGGGCAGCAGGAAGCAAGAGGAAGGCGUCUGAGAUGUCGCCAAACGUUUCGGGAGGAGAUCAGCAGGAGAGCAUGGAGACGAAGCUGCAGACGCAGAAGAUGACGAUGCGCAUGCUCGCUUGCUUCCUCCACCAGGACGGAAUCCCCAGCAGCGCCGACACGGGAGGCACC